Drosophila innubila is the source of this 1350-nucleotide messenger RNA. Its product is annotated as tenascin. The record is from RefSeq and is a predicted model, not a curated record. The transcript has 3 exons. Bases 76 to 1269 code for a protein of 397 amino acids. NCBI's taxonomy places the organism in Eukaryota, Metazoa, Arthropoda, Insecta, Diptera, Drosophilidae.
GCAGCAGUUGUUAAGCUUAGACGUUUGAAGUUCUAGAAUUGAAAAUAAGUGACCUCUUCAAAAGCGACAUUAGAGAUGAGGUCAUCGUGGCAGCUUUUUAUCGGACUGCUUAUGCUACUCGCACUAAGCGGUACAGGCCAGGCACAGUUUAAGACGGCUGGCAUCAAGACCCGUCAGCCGGCUUCUGCAAACCUACAGUUUUCUAGCAAUGCCACUGAGCAGACCCAAUACAGCUACGGCAGCUACUCCAAUUUUGUGCCCGCCGAGACCUAUCAGGGCGGAAAUCAAAACCAAUUUGCGAGUCACUACGUGCAGCCGCUGAACACGGCUACUCCUGCACCUCAAAUUCUUGAUGAAACGGCGUUGUUUAUUAAUAAAACCCGAUCGGCAAUGGCUAGUGGCAUCUGCUACAAGGAAGUUCCCACUGCCUCACUACUUCAUGGGUCGCGGGAUAAUGAUAUUGGCAAUGGCACCACCUCGGAUAUGAGUCGGAUUCAGAUCUGUUGCGAGGGCUAUGAGCGUAAUCCCCACAUCUAUCGACGCUGUGAGCCCUUAUGCGAUGACAACUGUCCCAACGGCAUUUGCACUGCGCCCAAUACCUGUGUCUGUAUGCCUGGACAUGUAAGGACCGUCGAGGGAAAGUGCAUCUCCACCUGCCCCCUAGGCUGUGGCAACGGAGUGUGCACUGAACAGAAUGAAUGUCGUUGUCGCGAGGGCUACACACUGGAUCCCGUUACCCGAAAGUACUGCCAACCAGAGUGCAACCCAGGCUGUGCCAAUGGACGAUGCGUGGCUCCCAACAAAUGUGAUUGCCUCCAGGGAUUUCGCCAAGGGGCUGACGGUAGCUGUACCCCCGUCUGUGAUCAAUGCGAGAAUGGACAAUGCACAGCACCGGGACAUUGCAGUUGUCGUGCGGGCUACCUGAAGGUGGAAGGACGUUGUGAACCCAUUUGCGAGCAGUCCUGCAAGAAUGGCCGUUGCAUUGCUCCCGAGACCUGUGAAUGUGCUCCUGGUUAUGAUUGGGAUCGUAAGACCGCUCAGUGCUUACCCCACUGUGAUGUGCCCUGCCUGAAUGGUGUCUGCAUUGGACAGAACCAGUGCGAGUGCAAGCCUGGUUUCAUUUUGGAUGAACAUCAGCGAAACAUUUGCCAGCCACAUUGUCCCCAAGGUUGUCCCAAUGGCUAUUGCAGUGCGCCCAACUUCUGCAUCUGCAAGCCCGGUUUCAUCAAGAGCGGAAUUAAAGGACGUCAAAGCUGUCAGCUCGUCUAGUAUGCAUUUUAUUCGAAUUAUUUGUUAAAAUUUUAAUCCCACAUCCAAUUAAACAGACGUCCAAUAAGUGCGUAAAAUUCA